AUGAUCUCCUAUGCUUCAGGCCUUGGGGUGGCUCUCUGUCCUCGUGUUCCUACUAUUGGCUUUCCUCGCCUUUUCGGUUUCGGGUUUAGGCACUUAACUAGUCUGCCGAUUCUACGCCUACAUUCUCGUCAUAACUCAUCUCUAUACACUGCCGCAAAUAUGGAGCUAAUCAAAAAUCCCAAAAUUGCCGUUUUGAUCAAUACUCCGCCAGAUGGCACAGACUUCCCAUCAGUGGUGAAGGAGUGCUUCAGAGAAGCAUUUAAGUCAAUUCUUCCAACAGAAGAGCUGGAUUUCUUUGACCCCGUCGUGGAGCGGAAGUUUCCCGAUGCCUCAAAAUAUCAACUCAUAGUCUUGAGUGGCGGCAAGAUAGAUGCCGAUUGUUCUGAGCCUUGGGUGUUGGGAGUACUGGAUUACAUCCGCAGCACGGCGCAUAAUUUCUCUAAGACAAAGAUGCUAGCUGUUUGCUGGGGACAUCAAGCUGUUUCCAGGGCGUUUGGUGGUCAAGUUCGAAAUGUUCCGACUGGAUCAGUUAAUACGGUCAAGGAAAUUGGCCUUACGGAGACUGGCAAGAAGUUCUUCCCGUUUGCUUCAACCUCUGGAUUUUAUAGAGUAAUGGCCAUACACGACAGUGAAGUCGAGACACCUGCGCCUGGCUUCGUGUCUCUUGCUGAGAACCAGGAAUGCUUCAUCAAUGACGCAAACACUAUUCUUACAUUCCAGGCGCAUCCUGAGAUAUCUCAUGAGCUUUCAUGGAAGCUGCUUUUAGAAGAGGACCAGAAGCAUAACAGAGCAUUCUCUGCGGAGAAGUGGGGACUGGACCAUCCAAAUGACGGACUAAAAUUGCUCGAGAGGGUCGUGCAAUGGGCAGCGGAAUGA
Molecule: messenger RNA, 876 nt
Organism: Penicillium salamii
Lineage: Eukaryota; Fungi; Ascomycota; Eurotiomycetes; Eurotiales; Aspergillaceae
Source: the annotation of a GenBank genome assembly